Messenger RNA from Scheffersomyces amazonensis, 1338 nucleotides. Its product is annotated as mitochondrial 37S ribosomal protein uS2m. Gene Ontology annotation, molecular function: structural constituent of ribosome. The transcript is spliced from 3 exons. NCBI's taxonomy places the organism in Eukaryota, Fungi, Ascomycota, Pichiomycetes, Serinales, Debaryomycetaceae. The record is from RefSeq and is a predicted model, not a curated record. The coding region runs from base 1 to 1338 and encodes 445 amino acids. Gene Ontology annotation, biological process: translation. Gene Ontology annotation, cellular component: ribosome; mitochondrial small ribosomal subunit.
AUGCUUCUUCAAAUAUCAAUCCAAAAGGAUGAAGAUAUCAACUCAUUAUAUUAUACAGGAAAGGUCGUGCAUUGUGUAAAAUAUUCUCAAGACAAAGUUCCUACUUUAUCUCAAAGAGAACUUCGUGAAAAGGUUGUUGCAGAUGCAUUAGCCAAGGAUGAAGAAGAAAUAGCUAGAGCCAAGGCUCUUAGAGAAUUAAAUAAACAUACGACUGAGUUAAUAAGUUCAUUAAACAAAAUUCCUUCCGAUUUAAUUAAUUCAAGAUUGCAAAAGCUUCAACAAGAUUUAGAUAAAGUACCAAAGAAAAAAGUUAAACAAUUAGAUCAAGAAUUGGAAGAUUUUAUGGUUAAUCAUAUGAAUUUGCCAUAUUCAGAGGUUUUCAAUAGACCAUGGGCUGAAGAGCCUGUAAAUUCGUCGGGAGGUUCAAUAAUUUCGAAUGAUGAAGAUGGAAAUCAAAGAAUCUCUUCUAGUACUUCUUCUAAACUUUUGAAUGAAUAUCCAAAUUUAAAACCAACUGCUGAUCAUAGACCAUAUUCGGAACAAGAACUUUAUUUAAGGCAAUUAGAACAUUCUCGUCAAUCAGGUUAUUUAGGGUCAAAAUUGACUAAUAUUUAUAAACCGAGAAAUGAUAUAGUUAAUCCUAAAGAAAUUAAAGAUACUACAAUUGCUUCAUUAAUGGCAGCUGGAUGUCAUUUAGGACAUUCUAAAGCCAUGUGGAGACCAAGCACUCAACCUUUUAUUUAUGGUGAAUAUGAAGGAAUUCAUUUAAUUGAUUUGAAUGAAACUAUAACUGCUCUCAAAAGAGCUAGUAAUGUUAUCAAGGGAGUUUCUAAAAAAGGUGGUGUCAUUGUUUAUGUUGGUACAUCUAAAAGUUGGGUACAACAGCGUGCUUUAGAAGAAGCUGCUAAUAGAUCUAACGGAUUUUACGUAUCAAAGAGAUGGAUUCCAGGUAUGAUUACAAAUUAUACAGAAGUUACUAAACAAAUAGAAGGAGAAAGUAAGAUCGAAGUAGAUAUGGCCAAUAAGCCAACUGGUAGAUUAUUGGGUGAAGAUGGUAAAUCGAUUAUAAAGCCAGAUUUGAUUGUUAUUUUAAAUCCAGUUGAAAAUAGAAAUUGUAUUAAUGAAUGUUUAUUACUGAGAGUUCCAACUAUAGGGUUAUGUGAUACUAAUAUGGAACCAACCUUAUUGACCUAUCCAAUUCCAUGUAAUGAUGAUUCUGUAAGAUCAACUUCUUUGAUACUUGGUGUGUUAUCUAAAUCUGCUGAACAAGGUUUGAACGAAAGAUUAGAAGGUCUCCAAGCUUGGAAUUCUAACAAAAACUCCUGCGAUGAGUCUUGA